Pseudogymnoascus verrucosus is the source of this 1050-nucleotide messenger RNA. RefSeq names its product isoleucine-tRNA ligase. NCBI's taxonomy places the organism in Eukaryota, Fungi, Ascomycota, Leotiomycetes, Thelebolales, Thelebolaceae. The record is from RefSeq and is a predicted model, not a curated record. Gene Ontology annotation, molecular function: oxidoreductase activity. The transcript has 3 exons. The coding region runs from base 1 to 1050 and encodes 349 amino acids.
AUGUCCCUAUCCUACCAGAUCAACAUAAUCGACCCUUUGCACUCCCAUCUAUCGCCCAACUUGCUCAGCAACCUAUCCAUCAAGGAAUCCCCCAUCCCCUCUCCUGGUCCCAACUCAGUCCUCAUCCGCAUUCGUGCCGUCAGCCUGAACUUCCGCGACCUCCUCUGUCUUGCCGACUCCCCUCUCUAUCCGACCAGAACGCCCCCAGGGCUAAUUCCAUGCAGCGAUGGCGCUGGGGAGAUCGUUAGUGUUGGCCCGGGCAGCAAAUGGACAGACAGCAUCGGCGAUGCAGUGAUCGUCUUGAUGAACCGAGAUUGGAUCGAUGGCGACGUCGAUGUUGUUUCCAUGGAAAAUAAUCUGGGCUCGGGAACUUCGAAUGGAACUUUAACUCAGUACAUGGUUGUGCAAGAUCCGUGGGUUAUUCGUGCGCCGAAGAAUUUGUCUUUUGAGGAGGCGGCGGCUUUGCCUGGAGCAGCUGGGACGGCGAUGAAUGUCCUGCAGUCUGUAAGCGUUGGAAAGAGAACGACAGUCGUGACGCAAGGUACGGGUGGUGUGAGUUGUGCUGUUAUUCAGUACGCAGCUGCCCUUGGAGCGCGAGUCAUCGCCACCUCCUCGACAGACGAAAAGUUACAGAUUGCGAAGAAGCUGGGUGCCUCGGAGCUGAUCAACUACAAGACAACGCCAGAUUGGGCCGAGGAGGUACUCCGACUCACACAUGGUAAAGGCGUCGAUUUAGUUUGCGAUGUAGGCGGGUCCGGGACACUAGAACAGUCCGUGAAGGCACUGAGACAGGGAGGCACGGCUUGUCUAGUUGGAUUCUUGACUGCCCCAAAGCCAGUGGAUAUUUUGAUGUCCCUUAUUACCGAGGCGAAGACGUUGAAAGGCAUUCUGGUAUAUAGUAAAGCUAUGCUAUCACGGGUCGUGGCCUUGACAGAGGAGCAUGACAUACAUCCUUAUUUGGGGAAGGUGUAUAACUGGGAAGACGCGCCACAAGCAUUUGAACAGAUGAGACAGCAGAAUACAGUGGGAAAAAUUGCGAUCAAAGUAUAA